Molecule: messenger RNA, 3956 nt
Organism: Spinacia oleracea (spinach)
Lineage: Eukaryota; Viridiplantae; Streptophyta; Magnoliopsida; Caryophyllales; Amaranthaceae
Exons: 4
Coding region: 825-3956 (1043 amino acids)
Biological process (GO): DNA repair; telomere maintenance
Molecular function (GO): DNA helicase activity
Source: RefSeq, a predicted model, not a curated record
CAAACACAAAGUUCGAAACUGUACGACCAUCAACAAAUAGCUCACCCUACCAAACAUACAAGAAUAUACACCGAACCUUGGACUUUUAGGGGCCCAAGUGAAGUGUGUCCAAAAUGUGAAGCUAUAGUUUGGUAUGAAGAACGGGCGAGGAAGGACAGAAACAAUGUUGUAGCUGAGUACAGUUUAUGUUGUCAAAAGGGCAAAGUCACGUUACCUCUAUUAAGAGACCCCCCUGUAUUUUUGAAGGAUCUACUUGACAAUAAUGACACUCGGUCAAAAGAUUUCAAAGUCAAAGGGAGGAUGUACAACUCCAUCAACGCUUUCACUUCAAUGGGAGGGAAGGUUGACAACAGCAUCAACCGAGGAAAUGCUACGUAUGUGUUCAGAUUAAAUGGUCAAAACCAUCAUAAGUUUGGGUCGUUGCUUCCGCCAGAAGGGCAACAACCUAGGUUCAGCCAGCUUUAUAUUUAUGACACACAAAAUGAAGUAACAAACCGGAUAAACAGCCUUGGAAGUGGAGAAGGAAAAGCAGAAUUAGACAGAGACAUAGUAGCUGGCUUAUCAAAGAUGUUUGAUGAGCAUAAUGAACUAGCAAAAGUGUUUCGAAUGGCAAGGAAAGAUUCCACGAGUCUGAUUUACAACCUGUGAAGAUCCGACUGAUCGGAACAAGGGCAAAAGAUCGGAGACAAUACAACCUCCCUACUUCUACAGAGAUCGCUGCGUUGAUAGUGGGUACAGGUGAUACUGAAAAAGGGCCUCGAGAUGUCAUUAUUGAGGACAAGCACUUUGGUCUGAAGAGGAUCUCCGAACUUCACCCGAGUUUCAUGGCAAUGCAAUAUCCACUUCUUUUCCCUUAUGGAGAAGAUGGAUAUACAACAGAUAUCCCACAUAAUGAUAGGAAAGAAACUGAGAGAAGGGUCAGAACAAAAGUGACUGUGAGAGAAUAUAAUGCUUUCCGCUUUCAGCAAAGAGAAAAAGAGGCAAAGACGAGAUUCCAAUUGGGAAGACUUAACCAGCAACAACAAGUUGACGCCUUCACAUGCAUGCAAGAAGGAAGAUUAGAAUGGGUAAGAAGCAACCAAAAAAAACUAAGAAAGGAUGUGCUACGUGGAUUGACGGAUGCAGUUUCUCGAGGUGAUACAACGCCUGCAUCUGUAGGACAACGCGUUAUACUACCUUCAUCUUUCACCGGAAGCCCGAGAUUCAUGAUUCAAAACUACCACGAUGCCCUAGCUAUUUGCAGAUGGGCUGGCCCUCCAGAUUUGUUCAUUACUAUGACAUGUAAUCCAAAGUGGCCAGAGAUUAGAGAAUUUUUAUCCUUGAUCCCAGGACAGAAACCAGAAGACCGACCUGAUAUCAUUGCUCGAGUGUUCAAGAUUAAACUUGAUGAGCUUAUGGUGGACCUUACCAAAAGAAAUAUUUGUGGUCGCACUAAAGUAGGUUUUAGCAGAUUCAAUUACAUGGUUCCAGUGGGUUAUCAGAGUUCACAAGAAAUAAUAAUUCUUACACUUAACUACCUUGCAAUUCUAACCUUUAACCACCUUGCAGCAAUAUACACAAUCGAGUUUCAAAAAAGAGGACUUCCACAUGUUCAUAUACUGCUAUUCUUGCAUGAAGCAGAUAAACUUCGAACACCAUCAGACAUCGACCGCUUGAUUUCAGCAGAACUACCGGACCAGGAAUUAGACCCUAUUGCAUUCGAGGCAGUAGUCCAGUACAUGACACAUGGACCAUGCGGUAACUUGAACCCAAAAUGUCCAUGUAUGCAUGGGGGCCGGUGUACGAAAUAUUACCCCAAAGACUUCAACAACGAAACUGUUAUUGGUGAAGACGGAUACCCGGCAUACAUGAGAAGAAACAAUGGAAGGACAACAACAAAGAAUGGACACACAAUUGAUAAUACUUUCAUUGUCCCGUACAAUGUGGACUUGCUGGUGAAGUAUCAAGCCCACAUCAAUGUUGAAGUGUGCAACAAAUACACAUGUACCAAGUACCUGUUCAAGUACAUGAAUAAAGGUCCAGACAUGGCAUUAGCAACAAUACAAGAAGCUACAGAAAAUGCAAUGCCGGGAGGACAACUAGGCAACCACGAACCUCAAAAAGACGAGAUACAAUCAUACUUGCAAUGCAGAUACGUAUCUGCUGCAGACGCGUGUUGGAGGGUUUUCGGUUUCCCGAUACAAUAUAAAUACCCACCAGUACAACGCCUAAAUUGUCACCUCAAGGAAGAACAAACAGUGAUGUUUGAAGAUCAUGAGCAUCUGGAUGAAGUCCUCGAAAGAGUAGGACCAGCCAAGACACCUCUCAUCGGGUGGAUGGAAGCAAACAAGAAGUAUCCACAAGCAAGAACACUGACAUACCAUGAAUUCCCAACUGAAUGGGUCUGGCUAACCAAGGAAAAGAGAUGGAAAGUAAGAGAUGACAGGUUCAAAAUAGGGAGAAUAUACUAUGUGCACCCAGCAUCAGGGGAACUUUACUACUUGCGCAUGCUCCUGGAUAUAGUUACAGGAUCCACAACCUUUGGGGAAAUAAGAACGGUAAACGGCAUAGAGUAUGCCACUUUCAAGGAAGCUUGCAAUGCUAUGGGUCUUUUAGAAGGAGAUACUGAAUGGCAUGAAGCUUUACAAGCAGCAUCGUCUUGGGCCCAUGCCCCACAGCUUAGAGAGUUAUUUGUCACAAUUUUAAUAUUCUGUGAAGUCUCAAACCCCAGUGACUUAUGGUAUAAAAACUGGGAGCUUCUAUCAGAUGAUGUGCUAUACAGGCAACGCAAACGGUUUAAUUCCCCCAACAUCAUGUUGACGACCAACCAGGUGCAAAACUAUGCAUUAUAUGACAUUGAAUUGAUCCUCAACCGAAAUAACCGGAGUCGUGCAAACUAUGGGAAUAUGCCAUUCCCAGACAUGGCUUUGGUGCAACAAACAACAAACAGGUUGGUAUUGGAAGAGAAAAUGUAUGAUGUGGGGACGCUAGCAGAUGAAGCAUCUACUCUCGAAGUCGGGCUGAAUCCAGAGCAAAGCACAAUCUACCACAAGAUACUCGAGGCAGUAGAAAAUAGAGCAGGAGGAGUGUUCUUCAUUUAUGGAAGCGGGGGUACAGGGAAGACAUAUUUGUGGAGCACCUUAAUAUCAAGACUUAGAUCAGAGGGGCGUAUAGUUAUCGCAGUCGCAUCAUCGGGAAUCGCAGCACUAUUACUUCAUUGUGGAAGGACAGCACACUCACGCUUCAGCAUCCCGAUACAUUUAAACGAGAACUCAUGUUGCCGGAUAAUGCAGGGUUCGGACUUGGCAUUUCUCCUCCAACAAGCAAGCCUUAUAAUAUGGGACGAAGCUCCCAUGGUCCACAGGCAUGCCUUUGAGGCAGUGGAUCGUACUUUACGUGAUAUUAUGCAAACAAAUGACAAGCCCUUCGGAGGAAAAACAGUGGUAUUAGGAGGAGAUUUUAGACAAAUACUACCAGUUGUGCCGCGAAAAGGAAGAGCAGAGAUUGUAGAUGCAUCUGUCAAUAGGUCGCCAACAAUUUGGCCUCAUUUCACCGUGUUCAAACUAACCACAAACAUGAGAUUGAGGGGAAGCUCAGACAUUGUCGGAUUAGAAGAAAUGCAGAAUUUCAGCAAGUGGGUCCUAGAUGUGGGUGAUGGUCAAAUCCAUGCCACUGCAAAAACACGGGAAGAUGAGGCCAAUUGGAUUCAAAUUCCACCUGACCUCCUGAUAAAAGACCAUCCAGACAAAAAGGCAGCCCUCGUGGAAGAAAUUUACCCAGACCUUCUUCACAGGUACACAGACAUCAAAUACCUAGCUGAAAGGGCAAUACUGGCGCCUAAAAACGAUUGUGUGGAUGACAUCAAUAACUACAUACUCUCUAUGAUCCAUGGAGAAGAAGGAGUAUAUAAAAGUGUUGACAGAGUAAGCCCACUUGCAAAUAGAACAUCAGUUGAUGAAGAUCUAUACCCGACAUAA